AAGAAGAAGAAAAGAGCUGAGCGUCUAUUCAAUAUCUUUAGCGGAGGCGCUUAUGUUGGGGACAACAUAAUCACCGCCAAACCUCAGGAAAACCAAAAGAGACAACCUAAUCACCGCCAAACCACAAGAAAACCAAAAGAAAAGCAGCGUUGACAAAAAUCCGGAGGCAAGUCGGUGAAUGAAUUGAGAACAGGGAAGCAGGGAGUCACGGAACCCAAAAUCCAAAGACCAACAGGCACAAGCACCCGAACCACUCCAGAUCCAAGUCCAUGCCCACUGGCCACUAUUAAUAAAAAAUAGAAACUCUCUCCGCCUCCACUCCUCUUCUUGCUCUCUCUCUUUCUCUCAUUCGUACUUCACGGAUCCGAUCUAUUGGUAUAAAUACCACCAUUCGAUGUUCACGCCUCGAAGACUGGUUCCUCCCCCAAAUUAGCCUUUUCGACCAUCCGAUCUUGGACAACAAUCCGACACUGUCAUGUCUAGGGUUUCUCUUUGACAUGAAGUUAUGCGCACACAAUGCGCUUUUCUCCCAUUCUCUUCUUCAUCUCAAUUCCUUGUUCUAGAUUCUCACGUUUCUGAGAUCGAUAAAUUAUUCGCUUCAAAUGGCGGCUUCCCCGGCCAAGUUCUUGUUUGGAUUCCUGCUGGUUUCUAUCAUAUUAUGGCUGAUUUUCAUAUUUGCUGCCAGAUUGUUGGCUUGGAUCCUAAGCCAGAUUAUGGGAGCUUCUGUUGGAUUUAGGGUUGGUGGAUGGAAAUGUUUAAGAGAUGUUGUGGUGAAGUUCAAUAAGGGUGCAAUUGAAUCUGUUUCUGUUGGUGAAAUCAGGCUCAGCCUACGCCAGUCAUUGGUUAAACUUUUUGGUUUUAUUUCGAAAGACCCAAAGCUGCAAGUGCUAAUUUGUGAUUUAGAAGUUGUUAUGAGGCCUUCUGGUAAAAGUACAAAGAAGAUUAGAUCUCAGAAACCCCGUAGUUCAGGCAGGGGAAAGUGGAUGGUUGUAGCAAACAUGGCAAGGUUUUUGUCUGUUUCCAUAUCAGAUUUGGUUCUAAAGACACCUAAAGCAACUAUUGAAGUUAAAGACCUGAGAGUGGAUAUAUCCAAAGAUGGUGGAUCCAAGCCAACUUUGUUUGUGAAGCUUCAAGUUUUACCUCUAGUUGUUCAUGUGGGUGAUCCACGGCUUACUUGUGACCAAUCAUCCAACUUUAACCAGGGUAGUGUUUCUGCUGGCCAGCCAUCCUUUUGCAUGAUGGAAAGGUCCUCUGCUCCUUUUUACUGUGAGGAAUUGUCUCUCUCAUGUGAAUUUGGCCAUGAUAGUGAAGUAGGUGUAAUUAUCAAGAAUGUGGAUAUUGCGAUAGGGGAAGUUGCUGUGAACCUGAAUGAGGAGCUAUUUGUUAAGAACAAGAGUUCAGCUGACAACUUUACUCACACAGAUAAAGUUACAGGGUCUACUGUUAAUUCUGGGACUUCUGCAGAGCCACCCAAAAACAAGGCACUUUCAUCACUUUCAAAGUAUACUUCCAUGUUUCCAGAAAAGGUUUGCUUCAGUUUACCCAAAUUGGACCUGAGGUAUCUGCAUCAGGGGCGUAAUCUUGUUGUCGAGAAUAACAUAAUGGGAAUUCAGUUGAAAAGCAUAAAAUCACGCUCUAUUGAAGAUGUCGGGGAGAUCACACGCCUUGAUGUCCAAAUGGAUUUUAGUGAGAUUCAUCUUUUUAGAGAAGAUGGCACUUCUGUCCUGGAGAUACUGAAAGUUGAUGUUGUUUCUUUUCUGUACAUUCCAAUGCAGCCAACCUCACCUAUUCGAGCUGAAAUUGAUGUUAAGCUUGGAGGAACUCAGUGCAAUAUUAUAAUCAGUAGAUUAAAGCCAUGGAUGCAACUUCAUUUCUCAAAAAAGAAAAAAAUGGUGCUACAAGAAGGAGCAGCUAAUCCUGACAAGGUGCAUUCAACAGAUUUCAAAGCCAUCAUGUGGACAUGUACUGUGUCAGCCCCAGAGAUGACUACUGUGCUGUAUAGUCUUAGUGGGAUUCCACUAUACCAUGGUUGCUCACAAUCUUCACAUGUCUUUGCAAAUAACAUAUCAAAUAUGGGAACUACUGUGCACAUGGAACUUGGUGAGCUAAAUUUGCACAUGGCUGAUGAAUAUCAAGAAUGCCUGAAAGAAAGCCUGUUUGGUGUGGAAACAAACUCAGGUUCCUUGCUGCAUAUAGCAAAGUUUAGUUUGGAUUGGGGUAAAAAAGACAUGGAAUCAUUCGAAGGGGAUGGACCUAGCUGCAAAUUGGUUCUCUCUAUUGAUGUGACUGGUAUGGGUGUUCACUUCACCUUUAAUCGUGUUGAAUCACUUAUAUCAGCUGGUAUGUCGUUUCAAGCUCUCUUGAAAAGUCUUUCUGCUUCUGAAAAAACAACACAGAAUCGCAAAGGCCGUUCAUCCAAACCAUCUGGGAAAGGAACUCGACUUGUGAAAGUUAAUCUAGAACGGUGUUCUAUAAAUUUCUGUGGUGAUGCAGGCCUCGAAAACACAGUUAUUGCAGAUCCCAAGCGUGUGAAUUAUGGAUCGCAAGGUGGUAGAAUUGUAAUCAAUGUCUCAGCUGAUGGUACACCACGUAAUGCAAAUAUAAUGUCCACAAUUUCUGAAGAAUGCAAGAAGUUGAAGUAUUCUUUAUCUCUAGACAUAUUCCAUCUUAGUUUCUGUAUGAACAAAGAGAGACAAUCCACACAGAUGGAACUUGAAAGGGCCAGAUCUACAUAUCAAGAACACUUGGAUGAACACAAACCUGGUGCAAAAGUGGCACUGUUUGACAUGCAGAAUGCAAAAUUUGUACGGCGUUCUGGUGGUCCUAAAGAGAUUGCUGUCUGCUCGCUUUUUAGUGCUACUGAUAUUGCAGUCAGGUGGGAGCCUGAUGUACAUCUAUCAUUGUUUGAACUUUUUCUACAUCUGAAGUCAUUGGUACAUGAUCAGAAGGUAAGGGGUCUUGAUAAGGAAUAUGUAGGAGAUGUGUUAAGUGCCGGAGAUGUUGAUCAGAAGAAAGAUGUUUCAAAGGAAUCAGGAGUACUUGAUAAACAACAAAAGAAAAGGGAAUCUGUGUUUGCUGUUGAUGUGGAAAUGCUGAACAUAUCUGCCGAGGUUGGAGAUGGAGUUGAUGUGACGGUGCAGGUUCAGUCAAUUUUUUCUGAAAAUGCCAGGAUAGGAGUUCUUCUUGAAGGACUUAUGCUCAGUUUCAAUGGAUGCAGGGUAUUCAAAAGUAGCCGGAUGCAAAUUUCCCGUAUUCCUAAUACCUCUGUUAGCUCAUCUGAUGCAAAACUACAUGUAAUGACCACAUGGGAUUGGGUAAUUCAAGGCCUUGAUGUUCAUAUCUGCAUGCCUUAUAGGUUGCAGUUGCGUGCCAUUGAGGAUUCUGUUGAGGAUAUGUUGCGAGCAUUGAAGCUUAUCACUGCUGCUAAAACUAAACUUAUAUUUCCUGUGAUGAAAGAAAGCUCAAAACCUAAAAAGCCCAAUUCCACAAAAUUUGGGGGUGUGAAGUUUUGCAUACGUAAGCUUACUGCUGAUAUUGAGGAAGAACCAAUCCAGGGAUGGCUUGAUGAACAUUACCAUCUGAUGAAGAAUGAGGCCUGUGAAUUAGCUGUCAGGUUGAAAUUUCUUGAGGAUCUUAUCUCCAAAGGCAACCAAUGCCCUGGAACUGCUGAGGCAAAUGAUUCUAUGCAUGAGAAAAAGAUCCACUAUAAUGGAGUUGAGAUUGAUAUGCAAGAUUCUUCUUCUAUUUGCAAAAUUAAAGAAGAAAUUUAUAAACAAUCAUUCAAUUCAUAUUACAAGGCAUGUCAGAGUCUUACACCAUCCGAAGGUUCAGGUGCCUGUAAGGAGGGGUUUCAGGCUGGUUUCAAGCCUAGCACUUCCAGAACAUCUCUUCUUUCCAUUUCUGCUACUGAAUUGGAUGUAAGCUUAACAAGAAUUGAAGGUGGUGAUGCUGGGAUGAUAGAGGUUGUGAAGAAGCUUGAUCCUGUCUGUCUAGAAAAUAAUAUACCAUUUUCUCGACUUCUUGGGACAAAUAUUCUCUUGCACACAGGCACUCUUGUUGCUCGAUUGCGAAAUUACACAUUUCCUCUUUUUUCGGCAACUUUUGGUAAAUGCGAAGGUCGUGUUGUGCUAGCACAGCAGGCAACUUGUUUUCAGCCACAAAUUUACCAAGACGUUUUCAUAGGGAGAUGGAGGAAGGUGUGCAUGCUUCGUUCAGCUAGUGGCACAACUCCACCAAUGAAAACAUACUCUGAGUUACCUAUACAUUUUCAAAAGGGAGAAAUAUCAUUUGGUGUGGGUUUUGAACCAUCUUUUGCUGAUAUAAGCUAUGCUUUUACUGUGGCCCUUCGCAGAGCUAAUUUAAGUGUUAGGAGUGUUAAUCCUAUUGCCAUACAAGCUCAGCCACCUAAAAAGGAACGGAGCUUACCAUGGUGGGAUGAUGUAAGAAACUACAUUCAUGGAAACAUUACCUUAUUCUUUUCUGAGACCAGAUGGAAUGUACUUGCAACUACUGAUCCUUAUGAAAAACUUGACAAACUUCAACUGAUUUCUGGUUAUAUGGAAAUUCAGCAGUCAGAUGGUCGUGUUUUUGUCUCAGCGAAGGAUUUCAAGAUUUUAUUGAGCAGUUUGGAGAGUUUGGUAAACAGUUCUAACUUAAAACUCCCUGCUGGUGUGUCUGGUGCUUUCCUUGAAGCCCCAGUCUUUACCCUGGAAGUUACAAUGGAUUGGGAAUGUGAUUCUGGGAAUCCCCUGAAUCAUUAUUUAUAUGCACUUCCAAUUGAAGGAAAACCCCGUGAAAAGGUUUUUGAUCCCUUCAGAUCUACUUCUCUGUCCCUCCGCUGGAACUUCUCAUUUAGACCCCCUCUUCCCUCAUGUGAAAAACAGUCCUCAUCUAUGGAGGAUGGAGCUGCCAUUGAUGAAGUUAACUAUGGCCCUCCUUAUAAGUCCGAGAAUGUUGGAAUUGUUUCACCAACCGUAAAUUUUGGUGCUCAUGAUUUAGCAUGGAUAAUUAAAUUCUGGAACUUAAAUUACCUCCCACCUCAUAAAUUGCGUACCUUUUCUCGGUGGCCUCGUUUUGGAGUUCCUAGAGUUGCUAGAUCAGGAAAUUUGUCAUUGGACAAGGUGAUGACAGAAUUUAUGCUACGAAUAGAUGCAACACCUACUUGUAUCAAGAAUAUGCCCUUGGAUGAUGAUGACCCUGCCAAAGGUUUGACAUUUAAGAUGACAAAGUUGAAAUAUGAAAUCUGUUAUAGUCGGGGUAAGCAAAAAUAUACUUUUGAAUGCAAACGUGAUACCCUCGAUCUUGUCUACCAGGGGAUUGACCUUCACAUGCCUAAAGCAUAUCUAAGUAAGGAAGAUUGCACUAGUGUUGCAAAAGUAGUUCAAAUGACAAGGAAAAGUUCACAAUCUGUAUCCUUGGAUAAAGGUAACACUGAAAAAGGCAACUCCAUGAGUGACUGUACAGGAAAACACCGUGAUGAUGGAUUUCUAUUAUCAUCUGAUUAUUUUACUAUCAGAAAGCAGGCCCCAAAAGCAGAUCCUGCAAGGUUGUUGGCAUGGCAAGAAGCUGGUAGAAGAAAUGUUGAGAUGACAUAUGUGAGGUCUGAGUUUGAAAAUGGCAGUGAGAGUGAUGAGCACACACGAUCUGACCCAAGUGAUGAUGAUGGAUAUAAUGUGGUAAUAGCAGACAAUUGUCAACGUGUUUUUGUUUACGGCCUUAAGCUUUUGUGGACUAUUGAGAAUAGAGAUGCUGUUUGGUCCUGGGUUGGUGGACUAUCCAAGGGAUUUCAACCUCCGAAGCCUUCUCCUUCUAGGCAGUAUGCACAGAGGAAGUUGCUUGAGGAAAGCCAGAUAAUUGAUGGAGCAGAAGUUGUUCAAGAUGAUGUUUCUAAGCCCCCUUCUGUCAGCCGUGAUGCAAUUUCCCCUUCUCCACAGCAUGUGGAGACCUCAGCACCAGUUUCAUCUCCAGCACAUUCAGUCAUAGUAGAGAGCUCAUCAUCUGGUAUGGCUGUGAAGAAUGGUGAUGUCAAUGACUCUGAGGAGGGGACUCGUCAUUUCAUGGUGAAUGUUAUUGAGCCACAGUUCAAUCUUCACUCUGAGGAAGCCAAUGGUAGAUUUCUGCUUGCUGCUGUUAGUGGCCGUGUUUUAGCCCGUUCAUUUCAUUCGGUCCUUCAUGUUGGCUAUGAGAUGAUUGAGCAAGCACUUGGUACUGAAAAUGUACAACUUCCUGAAUGUGAACCUGAAAUGACAUGGAAACGCAUGGAAUUUUCUGUGAUGUUGGAGGACGUGCAGGCUCAUGUUGCACCAACUGAUGUUGAUCCAGGGGCUGGACUGCAAUGGCUUCCAAAAAUCCGUCGGAGCUCUCCAAAAGUAAAGCGUACCGGUGCUUUACUUGAAAGGGUGUUUAUGCCUUGUGAUAUGUACUUCCGGUACACAAGGCACAAAGGUGGAACUGCAGAUUUGAAGGUGAAGCCCUUGAAAGAGCUCACUUUCAAUUCUCGCAAUAUAACAGCGACAAUGACUUCCCGCCAGUUUCAGGUUAUGCUAGAUGUGUUGACCAACCUUCUCUUUGCACGGCUUCCCAAGCCAAGGAAAAGUAGUCUGUCAUAUCCUGUUGAAGAUGAUGAAGAUGUUGAAGAAGAGGCAGAUGAAGUGGUUCCUGAUGGUGUUGAAGAGGUAGAACUUGCACGAAUCAAUCUUGAGCAGAAAGAACGGGAGCAGAAAUUGCUUCUUGAGGACAUUAGGAAAUUGUCUCUUUGUAGUGAUACUUCCGGAGACCUAUGUCCUGAAAAGGAAGGUGAUUUAUGGAUGACUACCGAGGGCAGAUCUACAUUGGUGCAAAGACUAAAGAAAGAGCUUGGAAAUGCACAAAAGGCCAGAAAAGCAGCUUCUGCAUCAUUGAGGAUGGCUCUGCAAAAUGCUGCACAGCUACGACUGAUGGAAAAGGAGAAGAACAAAGGUCCUUCUUAUGCUAUGCGCAUUUCUUUACAAAUUAACAAAGUUGUUUGGGGAAUGCUUGUGGAUGGUAAAUCUUUUGCUGAAGCUGAGAUAAGCGACAUGUUUUAUGAUUUUGACCGGGAUUACAAAGAUGUUGGUAUUGCUCAGUUUACAACGAAGUAUUUUGUUGUGAGAAACUGCCUGCCUAAUGUAAAAUCUGAUAUGCUUUUGUCUGCAUGGAAUCCUCCGCCUGAAUGGGGAAAAAAGGUUAUGCUACGAGUAGAUGCACAGCAGGGAGCUCCGAAGGAUGGACACUCUCCUCUUGAACUUUUCCAGGUCGAGAUCUACCCCCUAAAGAUACAUUUGACAGAGACGAUGUACAGAAUGAUGUGGGAGUAUUUAUUCCCAGAAGAAGAGCAAGACUCCCAACGGCGGCAGGAAGUUUGGAAGGUUUCAACCACUGCUGGUUCAAAACGAGUUAAAAAGGGUGCAUCAAUACAUGAAGCUUCAUCAAGCAGUCAUUCAACCAAAGAAUCAGAGAUGCCCACCAAAUCAAGUUCCUCCAUAUUACCCUUUACUUUUCCUCCUAGUCAAUCUUCUGUUCCUCCUGAUUCUGCUCAAGUGUCAAAGUUGCAAAACCUGAAAGCAAAUAUUGUUUGUGGUUCAACUCCGGAGCUAAGACGAUCAUCUUCUUUUGACCGAACAUGGGAAGAGAAUGUGGCAGAAUCUGUGGCUAAUGAACUUGUCUUACAGGCUCAUUCUUCAAACUUUCCUUCAUCAAAAAGUGGGCCUCUUGGUUUCAUUGAGCAACAAGAUGAUCCCUCUAGAAAUAAACUCAAAGACUCCAAACCUAUCAAAUCUGGACGUUCAUCUCAUGAAGAAAAAAAAGUAGGGAAGUCAAAUGAUGAUAAACGAUCUAGGCCUCGAAAAAUGAUGGAGUUUCAUAAUAUCAAGAUUAGCCAGGUUGAGCUACUGGUUACUUAUGAAGGAUCAAGAUUUGCUGUGAGUGAUUUAAAGUUGCUGAUGGAUACAUUUCACCGUGUUGAGUUCACUGGAACUUGGAGGAGGCUGUUCUCACGAGUAAAGAAGCAUAUUAUAUGGGGUGUUCUCAAGUCUGUGACAGGAAUGCAGGGUAAGAAGUUUAAAGAUAAGGCACAUAGUCAGAAGGAACCCAGUGUAACUGGUGUUCCUGACAACGAUCUUAAUUUCAGCGACAACGAUACAAAUCAGGCUGGAAAAUCUGAUUUACCAAUAUCCUGGCCUAAGCGUCCCACUGAUGGAGCAGGUGAUGGAUUUGUCACCUCCAUAAGGGGCCUUUUCAAUACUCAGCGUCGCAAAGCCAAGGCAUUUGUGCUUCGGACUAUGAGGGGUGAAGCAGAUAAUGAGUUCCAGGGUGAGUGGAGUGAAAGUGAUGUAGAGUUUUCUCCCUUUGCUCGGCAGCUGACUAUAACAAAAGCCAAGAGGCUUCUUAGGCGGCACACAAAGAAGUUCCGCUCAAGGGGGCAAAAAGGUUCAUCCUCUCAGCAGAGAGAGUCGCUUCCCUCAUCUCCAAGGGAGACCACAACAGCAUUUGAAAGUGACUCUUCAAGUGGAACUUCACCUUACGAGGAUUUCCAUGAGUAGGAAGCUCUCGUUAUUAAAGGGGAUUCUUUUAGCUCUUGGGCGGCACUCACCGUAAUAGGGUGUUUUGGUUUGUCCAUACCAUAGUCCCAGUUGACUGAGUGGUACAGAGAUGGGGCGAUUCUAAUUUUAUUUGACUCGGUGACUCCCUUAGAUGAAGAUUCGGAUGAUUCAAGAUGUUUCUGAGUUGUCUUUGAAUAAGAGCAGGCAGAUGAACUCUUUGCAUGGAGGAGUACGUGAAGAUACCCGAUAAUGGUGUUUGACUGAGCAUCUGGUUUGAGCUCUUCCUGUUCCCCUCCAUGACCCUUGCAAUUUUGAGCUAAGCCCUUCUGCCUAAAAUGUUUUUUCUCUUACUUUUUUUUUUAUAUUUUUUUUUAUCAUUUUUCUUUUGAAAUUUUCAAAUUGGUGUACCCUGUUGCAUCUAAAUUGAAGAAUCGCAUGGAUUCUAGAAGUCCAUGUUUUUCUCUUCUGAGGAUAUAGAAACAUCAUAGCAAUAUUGAGGAUUCGAUAAUUUUGUACAUACCUAUUAAGAAAUAGAAUAAAUGUGAAAUGUUUAUGCCUUGAAGAAA
Vitis vinifera (wine grape) is the source of this 9124-nucleotide messenger RNA. Its product is annotated as protein SABRE. The transcript has 23 exons. The coding region runs from base 603 to 8558 and encodes 2651 amino acids. NCBI's taxonomy places the organism in Eukaryota, Viridiplantae, Streptophyta, Magnoliopsida, Vitales, Vitaceae. The record is from RefSeq and is a predicted model, not a curated record.